AUCAGGGCGCCGAGUUUGUCCUAGUCGCUGCUUUCAUGUGGUGCACUGCACCGUGAGACCAGUUUCUCCAGCUCCGGGGACGUGUUGACACCAGAACAUCACCUCUCUUUGGACUGCUCGAGACUUGAAUUUGGACCCACGAGUUCUUUAGCUAGCAGAUGCUAGCUACAGAAGUGGCUCAGCACAAUGGUCUGGAUAAUUCAAAACUCCAUCUCUCUUGUAAUUACUUUACAGCUCCUAUAUUCAGCUCUGAAUACCGCAAGGGCUGAAGAGGAGAGCAGGGAAUGCAGAGAGCAGGAGUACAAGGACCAAUUUGGGAAUUGUAAACCUUGCGAGCAGUGCGAUGCGGGACAGGAGCUAUCAAAGGAAUGUGGCUUCGGUUAUGGAGAAGAUGCCCGGUGUGUGCCAUGCAGGACCAGUCGCUUCAAGGAAGACCGGAGUCUCCAGAAGUGUAAGCCUUGUCUGGACUGUGGACUCAUCAACCGCUUCCAGAAGAGCAACUGUUCCGCUACCAGCAACGCUGUGUGUGGAGAGUGCCGGCCUGGAUAUUAUAGGAAGACCAAAUUAAGUGGCUUCCAAGACAUGGAGUGUACACCCUGUGGAGACCCUCCGCCUCAGUAUGAGCCUCAAUGCAGCGGGCGGGUAAACCUGGUGCCUCUGCCCUCGGUGGUGUCCAGCCCUCGUGAUAUGGCCUUAGCUGUGGUCAUCUGCACCGCGCUGGCUACGGUGCUGCUGGCCCUGCUGGUCCUCUGCAUCAUCUACUGUAAGAGGCAGCUGGUGGAGAAAAAGCCCGGUGCAGCGGCGUCUCUGAGGUUCGAGGACUGUCAGUACAGCGGGGCCGAGAUGUCCUGCCUGGACCCGCGCUGGCUCCAAGACUUUCCCCAGGGAGCCUGCUGCCAGUGUCACCUCGGCCCCGGACACACAUGUGGACCGGUCCACCUGAUCCCGUCGAUGUGCUGCGAGGAGAGCUGCAGUCUGGACAACGCACGCUUUGGCUCUCACGCCAGCCUCAACGACAGCAACUCAGAGCAGGAUGACGAAGUGGCAGGACACGCUCAGACCGGACUUUCAGAGGCCAUCUCGGAGGGUUUCCGGAAUCCAGAAGCUUCUGAAGAUGACGACAAAGGAGUGGCGGGAGGGCUUGGCCGAAGAGAGAAUUCCCCCGAAAGAAAACCAAGCGAGCAGCCGCCGUCAACCAGGGAGGGAUGACACGCAUCGCUUUGGCUUCCAGCGGCCUGGAGUCAUCAACAACGGCGGCGGUGGACGGAUUUCCUUUCACACGACUCGCCUCAUUCAACUUAGCACUCCGUCCGGCUUGCUCCCAUUCGACACGCUCUCCAUUGUGGUCGCAAGCCGCAGCUGACCUCGAGCCCAAACAAAGUACAAUCGAAAGCAACGAUGUGAAGUGGCCACUGGUCCACAGGUGAACGCGAAUGAACUUUCAACACGGAGGACAAUUGACUUGAUCACGUCGCGCCCGGCGUUUUACGUAUAAAGUCGCAACUUGUGGCAUGAGAAGUCACACACGAGAGACAAUCUUAAGAACAUGCGAGAGGAUCAUUCAAGUGACUUGUGAAUAAUGUACAAUAGUAAAUAGUGGCAUAUUUUUGUAAUAUAGACAAGACUGAUCGUGUGCUGCAUUUGUAGUGUUGUUGAUCCAUCUACCUGUUUUACACCUUUGUCAAUAAAACACUUGAACAGA
This is a messenger RNA of Hippocampus comes (tiger tail seahorse), 1702 nucleotides long. Its product is annotated as tumor necrosis factor receptor superfamily member 19. Lineage: Eukaryota; Metazoa; Chordata; Actinopteri; Syngnathiformes; Syngnathidae. The transcript is spliced from 10 exons. Bases 187 to 1209 code for a protein of 340 amino acids. Gene Ontology annotation, cellular component: plasma membrane. Gene Ontology annotation, molecular function: signaling receptor activity; protein binding. Gene Ontology annotation, biological process: positive regulation of canonical NF-kappaB signal transduction; positive regulation of JNK cascade. The record is from RefSeq and is a predicted model, not a curated record.